Molecule: messenger RNA, 1298 nt
Organism: Phlebotomus papatasi
Lineage: Eukaryota; Metazoa; Arthropoda; Insecta; Diptera; Psychodidae
Product: protein GUCD1
Exons: 2
Coding region: 1-723 (240 amino acids)
Source: RefSeq, a predicted model, not a curated record
AUGACAAAGAAUCCAAAAAAUAUUCCUGUAUCCUGGAAAUGGGAUUUGAUUCACUACCGACAGCGCUAUGACUGGGACUGUGGGCUGUCUUGCAUCCUUAUGGUACUCCCAGAACAGCAGCGUAAGUUCUUCCUUGAAAACUUCUCCCAAGUGUGCUUAGAAGAAGGUUUUGGCAAUAGCACCUGGACAAUUGAUCUCUGCUAUGUGCUGAAACGCUUUGAGAUUCGCCACAAAUACCUUACUGCCACCAUUGGCGUCAACAUGGGAUACUCUGAGCACAGCUACUAUGACAAAAUCCUCCAUAAGGACAGCGAUAGGGUCACGAGGCGCUUCCAAACUGCUCAAAUCAGUGGAAUUGUCAUAGAACAGCGGCAAAUCACCACUGAUGCUCUCACACGACAUAUUGCUCUCGAGGGUCCAGCAAUAAUCCUCACAAAUGCUUCUCUCUUGACCUGUGAUCUCUGCAAGUUCAACAAACUCUCCACUGAGCUGCGGUCAUUUUUGCCAUGGAAAACCACCUUCAAAGGCCACUAUAUCGUUGUCUGUGGCUACAUUCUGACCCUGAGGAAGUUCUUCUAUCGCAAUCCCACAAUGAAGGACCACCUUUGUAUGACUUCUUUCAAUAAUUUGCAUGAUGCUCGUAUUUCAUAUGGAACUGACCAAGAUGUGAUACUCAUUUACGGGCAACAAAAUUCUGCAGAGUUUCAGGAAAAGGCUUCGUAAGUAGCACAAUGCAAGCGGAAAAAUAUAAGAAAGAAUGUAACUUUAAGGGAGUAAUACUUCACAUUGAUAUCUUAAAAUUUAUUUAUUUAUUGUUCCUCGCUGAUAGUCUACUAGAAGCCAGGCGAAGUUUGUUCAUCUGUUUUUGCGGUUUUUGCCCUUAUAAUUUAUUUAAAUUCUCUCUUGGGUAAGACGAAAAAUUAUUAACAAAUGAAUAAAAUUAAGCUCAGAACUUUACCAUGGAAACAGCCUCUGUCUUCGGACCGAUACGUGUCCUCUAUUAAUACGUAAUAAUCAAAAGAUAAAAAAGCAGUGAUAAGACUAGAUCACCUUAUUUCAAGUGCGAUUAUUAAACUGAUCUAUAGAUUUGGAGCUGAAACAGAAGGGCGUAUAAUUCAGUAAUUUUCUUAUUUAAUGAAUUAUAGUGCCCGUUCUCUAAUCCGAAUCGGCGUAAUCCGGACAAGUUGUCGACGGUUACAUUUAAAAUAAUUUUGACGUCAUGUAUGCAUCAGCAAUGAAAAUAAAUUAUUCUGUGAUCUUUUUGUCUAAUAAAUGAAGUAUAAUAGCAUAGAAUUCUC